Anisakis simplex (herring worm) is the source of this 960-nucleotide messenger RNA. Lineage: Eukaryota; Metazoa; Nematoda; Chromadorea; Rhabditida; Anisakidae. The record is from the annotation of a GenBank genome assembly.
AUGAAUUAUACAUUGGGGAGCAUAACGCAUGUUCAAGCACCAUAUUUACUCGGUUGUACCGUCAACUUCGCAUUUAUACUACCUGGCAUACCUCUCAAUCUUCUCGUUUUGUAUUUGUCAACUCGAAGUGAGGCGUCCAAUGGUGUAGCAAAGGUAAAGUACUCAACAUUGGGAAUGACAUUAUAUAAUUUGUAUGCUUGUUUGGGCUUAUCAACGCUCUAUUCAUGGUACUUGAUCUCAUUGUGGCACAACAUCCCCAUGUCGGUACUUGCGUGUAGUCUGAUACGACGAAUUCUGGGAUCCACGUACUGCUCAAGCCAUUUGGCGCUUUUGGUAGUGGCGUUAGAUCGGUACAUGCUGAUUGUUCGAAAUAAAAGUUUCGGAGGAUUUUACAUCACAGUUCUUUUCGGUAGCGUUAUCGUUUACUGUCACGGUGUCGUCAAUACUUUACAAUUCGUUUUCCGCACAAUUGGUAUCGAAGAUAUUUGUGGACCUACGGCAAGAAUGCCUUUUAUUGGAUCANUUACGGAAAAAAGAGUUAAUCAAUUGGUGAUAAAGAAAGUGAAAGAAAUCAAGUACUGGCAGAGAGGAAUGUAUGGUCUACUGGCCCAAACAAUAAUACCGUGUUUCUCUGUUCUACCUGCUUCGGUUGCUGAAGGGAUGUUCUUCGCUGACUCAACAAUCAAAUUUCCCACAGUAUUUUGGGUGUCUAUCAAUGGUCUGGCAUGCAUGUAUUUCUCACUGAAUCCAAUUGUAACGAUCAUCUCAGUGCGUGAAUACUUUAAAGCCGUGAAACGAAUGAUUGGUGUGUCGGGUAAUGAUCUCGUGCCGUUCAGUACUUGGGCGACGCCAGUGGCGCCAAUCACUGGUUUGCAGUCAAAUGUUUCCCGAAGCACCCGUAAUUCCCGUCGAAGCACGUUGCAUGUGAGUGGAAAUAUAGUCGGUAUUGGUUUUACUUAA